Messenger RNA from Fonsecaea multimorphosa CBS 102226, 702 nucleotides. RefSeq lists its product as uncharacterized. Bases 1 to 702 code for a protein of 233 amino acids. The transcript has a single exon. The record is from RefSeq and is a predicted model, not a curated record. Lineage: Eukaryota; Fungi; Ascomycota; Eurotiomycetes; Chaetothyriales; Herpotrichiellaceae. Gene Ontology annotation, molecular function: DNA-binding transcription factor activity. Gene Ontology annotation, biological process: regulation of DNA-templated transcription.
AUGGCUUUAAACACCGAAUUUGCGAUUUCGCCUGCCCUAGCAGACCCUGCCAACGCCUGGCAAGUGCCACCACUCGAUUUCCCAUACCAUAAUCAAGGUGACAAUCAAGAAUCACCUGUUUUCAGCAACCAUGAUCUCUUCUUCCAACAGCCAGCGGGAACCACAGCUUUGCCCAGCCUGGUCCCACAGAGACCGACGCCUGAGUUUGUCCAGCCUCAUGACCUUCACCUUCGUGAUGCCGAUGGGUCCACGUCGCCAUCAAGCCAAACUUCUUCUAACCUGGGACGAAAGGAUUCCAUAGACUCGACCACAACUAGCAGCUCUCUUUCCCUAAACCACCAGCAGCUCCUCCGGCGCAUGUCCCUGGCGUCUCUCGAGCUGAAUGACGACUCUUACCGACCCCGCAACACGCCCGCUCGUCGAAAGAAAAGCACGACCGGCCGCAUCGCUCCUCGCUCCGAAAAGCACGCACGGGAGCUUGAGCUGAACCGCCGAGCUGCGACAAAAUGCCGAAAUCGACAAAAGGCUUUCAUUGAGCACCUCCAACAGCGGUGCCGCAAGGAGGAAGAGAAGAUGCAGAUGCAGACCUCGCUCGUCUCGGCCCUGCACGAUGAGGUGGUGGCGUUGAGGAACGAGGUCUUGCGUCAAAGCCUCUGCGACUGCCGCUUCCUGUCGGGCGCCUCGACAGCCUUGUUCCCGUGA